UCUGCGCUGCAGACCGGCGUGAAAGCUGUCGAAGUAAAAAGAGGGAGGAGAGGAGCAGGAAGGAAGGCAGGAUAACUGGGAGCAAAGUGGUCACUGUUGUUGGAGAUACUUCGGGAGUUCACAAUGGGGUCUAGAACAGCGUCCAAGUUUGUUGUUUUUCUGUGUCUGCUGCUCCCGUUUAUCCACUCGAACCGGAUUAAUCCAGAAACACCGGAGCUCCAGAAGUCCGCCGUCCCCGGGCUCGGGGUGAAGGAGCACUCACAGAUUGUUGCCCAGCACAAUAGACUGCGCAGCCGAGUCAAACCCAUGGCAGCUAACAUGCAAAAAAUGGAAUGGAAUGAGAAGUUGGCACUACUUGCGAAAGAGAGGGGAUCAUUGUGUCACACAGACUCGCCUCCUCAACACUCCUCAUCUAUCAGACAUGUUGGCUGGAAUGCACAUCUCUCUGCUUAUGGUGUCACAUCAUUUUCUGAUGCCAUUCACUCUUGGUUUGAGGAGAGGAAAGAUUUUCUCUACUUGAGUGGGCAAUGUAGGGAGAACGCCACCUGUCAACACUAUACACAGUUGGUGUGGGCCUCUUCAGGUCAUGUGGGCUGUGCAAGCCAGCUGUGUCUGAGAGAAGGAGACCUCUGGGAGAUGUUUGUCUGUGCAUAUUACCCUGGGGGCAACUGGGAGGUGAAUGGUCAGCUGGUGAUGCCUUAUAAGACGGGUCCAUACUGCUCUCUCUGCACCUCUUCCAUGUCUGGCUGCUUUAGACUGUGGGACCAUGUAGGUGGAUUAUGUGAGAUUCCAAAGAAUCCGUGUCGAAUGAGUUGUGGUCAGCACGGCCAUCUUAACAUCUCAUCCUGCAAGUGCACGUGUGACCUGGGCUUUACCGGACGUUUCUGCCAGGUACGGUGCAGUGUGCAGUGUGUUCACGGUCGUUUCAAAGAAGAAGAAUGCUCUUGCUUGUGUGAUGUUGGCUAUGGUGGUGCUGAGUGUGCAGAGAAAGUGCAGUUUCCCUUCCACAGCUGUGAUGUGAUAAUAGAUGGUGACUGCUUCAUGGUGUCAUCAGAAGCUGACACCUACUAUGGAGCCAAGAGUCACUGUCAGGAACAAGCGGGUAUUCUAGCUCAGAUCCACAAUCAGAAGGUUCAGGACAUCCUUGCGUUUUAUCUCAGUCAGCUGGAGACGAGCAACGAGGUCACCAACUCUGACUUUGAGACACGAAAUUUCUGGAUUGGUUUGACAUAUAAGCCUCUGAAAGGCUCAUUUCGCUGGGACACAGGAGAGAUCCCUAGAUUCAGCAGCUUUGCCUUUGGGCAACCUGACAACCAAGGCUUUGGAAACUGUGUCGAGCUGCAGGCGUCAAGUGCCUUUAACUGGAACGACCAGCGAUGUAAAACGCAGAACCGAUACAUUUGCUUGCAUGCUGCAGAGCACAUAGCCCAGUGGGAGGAUGGCAGGUGACCUGGAUUUUUCAAAGGGGUGAAACUAUGUUUUAUAUGUUGGUUGGGACAAUGGCCACCAAUGUUUUUUUCAAUUAUUGUACACAGAUCCAUGUAGUUUAGAUGUACUGUAUAUACUGUACAUGUUUGAAUGUGUAAUGCAAAUGUAUAAAGGGUUCUACGUUACUUAUAAAACUACAGUAUUUGUUUCACUCGUAUGUUUUAGAAACUCAAGGACGAUUCGUGUUUAGUCUAUGAUGGUAUACUGCUUUUGUAUUUUCAUUUUUUACAGUGUGGUAAAUGCAGUAAAUGUGUGAAGUAAAUCCAGACUAAAUUCCAGCCAGGAUUUAAACCUGAUAUGUCCACAAAACAACAGGGAUGUGUUACCAUUACACACCACAGGUUUUUAGAUGUGUAGGUAUAAAAGUGUAUAGUGUACGUGGUUUGGUUUUGCUUUGUGUGUGUAUAUGGGGUUUUAAAUGUGAAUCAGGUCAGUGAGUGUUUAAUGGGUCCGAGAUACAAGGUCCAACACCAGACUGCCCUCUCAGUGACCAGAAGAGGAUCCUGUUGGAUGGUAGAUAAUGAUACUCUCAGAGGGAAGAAAGGGACAAAGGCUGCAGAGAAUGGGGUCACACCAACAUGCAGAGCUGCAGCAAAAUGGUGCAAAUGAACAAAACAGGGAUGGGGUCUCAGGAUUAAACACCUGGAAGCAAGAGGAGCAAACUAGUACCCUAAUUGUCUUUGAGCUCAACUGAGUUUCCACUUGAACCACACAUUUUAGAUUUUCCCUCUGCAAAUUGACAGAAAAUGAUGCUUAAAGCCAUCCUGAAACAUCUCAUGUCACGUCACAUGCACCUGGCUCACACUGUGUUUACAAAAAACAGGCUUGUAAGGUUUGUUUACUUUUUUUUUUAUAUUAAAAUGUCCUCUAAUCCACCUUUUACGGUCAUCUUAAAGAAAUAGUUAAAACUUUUUGGGGGAAUUACUUUUAUUUAGUUGUUUACUGAGAAUUAGACAGAAGAUCAAUACCACUCUCAUGUCUUUACAGUAAAUAUGGGGCAGCAGCCAGUUAGCACAGCUUAGCAUAACUGAUAGCUGGGUGGAAAAAGCUAGCCAGCUGACAGCUGUUUGACCCUGUUUCCAAUCUUAUGCUAAACUAAACUAAUCAACCUGUGGGUCCAGCCACAUAUUAGUGAGUUGUAACAAUGGCAUGUUGGGAAAUUGUGAGCUAGCUUUACUAGAAAAUGUAAUUGCUGUCAUUAUGAACAAUGUAUGUUCGCACAACGUGUAUUUGUAAUAACUGAGCUACUGAUGGAUCAGAUGAGGUUACAUUUAUUUUAUUUACACUAAAAGGCCUUUUUCAAUGCCACUGGUUAAAACAUGUAUCA
Molecule: messenger RNA, 2815 nt
Organism: Etheostoma spectabile (orangethroat darter)
Lineage: Eukaryota; Metazoa; Chordata; Actinopteri; Perciformes; Percidae
Product: C-type lectin domain family 18 member A
Exons: 12
Coding region: 124-1449 (441 amino acids)
Source: RefSeq, a predicted model, not a curated record